AUGCAGCUCACCAUGGAAGAGAUGUAUUUUAGGUCGGUACUCGAGCAAGUCCAACUGGAAGUGCAUAAUUCUCUCAUAUGCCUACCAAUCUUCAGGGACUCAGUACUUAGUUUAUCCAAGCAAAUACCUGAAAUCAACAUAUCGGAAGAGAAACUUGGAGCCGAGCUGCAGGAAGAUAUAGAUGUCUUAGAGGAUUUUAAGAAAAAGCUCGCUGUGCGCGUGGGACGUCAAAACAUAACGAUUAGUAUUGGAGAAAUCGAGGCGAUAGAGUUAGCGGCCCGCAACAUGAGAGAGAAAUGGGAGGAGAAGGUGACAAUGUUAAAAGCAGAAGAGGUGUUACUUGAGGAGGCAUUGCAAGAGGCAGAGAAGUCAUUUAUCGAGGCCGAAGAGGCAUUAAAAAAGGCCCAAAAAGCGUGGUACGAUGCGGAGGCGGUAUGGCACGCUGCGGCAUUUGAGUUAGCAGAUUCGAGAAUUCCUGAGUCGGAUGAGUCGGAUGAGGAAAGUCAACUACUUCAGCAAGAAAUAGAAGAGACAGAAGAGACAGAAGCGACAGAAGCGACAGAAGGCGAAAGCUAG
Messenger RNA from Botrytis porri, 576 nucleotides. RefSeq lists its product as uncharacterized. Lineage: Eukaryota; Fungi; Ascomycota; Leotiomycetes; Helotiales; Sclerotiniaceae. The transcript has a single exon. The record is from RefSeq and is a predicted model, not a curated record. The coding region runs from base 1 to 576 and encodes 191 amino acids.